AUGGAGAAGGAAAGGAAACAGACUGCUGAUCGUAUAGGUAUGGCCUCAGAUGUUGGAGACUUCUUCUCAAAACAAUUCAACAAUGUGAAGGAUCUAUUCGCUACCAAUCAGUCGGAAUUGGAGAAGAACAUCAAUAGGGUGAAAGAUCUGCUAAUGGCCGUUAAGGAAAAAAUAAAGAUGCUUGAACCAAUGGCUAAUGAUGCUCAGAAGAAGACUUUAAGUCAUGUGGACAGCUAUCUCGAGGAAGUACAGUCUUUCGGCAGUCAGGUUGGGAGCAUUUCGUUUUCUGCUCAUCCGCCUCAAACAGUAGUCAGAGAUGGCUCAGCGAAGUUCGAGGAGAACAAAGGCAGAUGGCAGCAGAUGUUGACCGACAUUUUCGACAAGGGGGGAUUCGACAAAGUUCUCACUCUGCUCAAUUUGAAAUCUGCUGGUCAUUGUACACUUGCUGCAGCCAUUAUUGCUCCCAUUGUACUAGCAUUUGUUCGCUAA
Molecule: messenger RNA, 489 nt
Organism: Strongylus vulgaris
Lineage: Eukaryota; Metazoa; Nematoda; Chromadorea; Rhabditida; Strongylidae
Source: the annotation of a GenBank genome assembly